GUGUUGCGGAGUGUUGUAGAUAGGAGAAGUAAGAGAUAUUGAUUUGACAUUUGCCGCCGCUGAAAUAGAUGUGUGGGUAUCCCUGUGGGUUGUGCAGAAUUUAAAAUACAAAAAUGGGUGAUAGCAGCGACGAAGAAUUCCAGAACAGCGAAUCAUGGGUGUUCUACAGGAACAGGGAUGAUUGGAAAGAUGUGGAGCCUGUUGAGCAGGAGGACGGCGGCGAAUAUCCAGUCGUUAGCAUAUCAUACACACCUAAAUUCAAAGAUGUCUAUGACUAUCUCAGAGGUGUCAUGAAGAUAGGGGAGAAGUCUCAAAGAGCUUUGGACCUCACUGCAGAUGCCAUUGCACUAAAUGCAGCCAAUUAUACUGUGUGGCAGUACAGACGAGAUAUACUCAAGGAAUUGAAGAGCGAUCUUGCUAAGGAAUUGAAGUACAUUGAGAAGGUUAUUCAGCGCCAUUGCAAGAACUAUCAGGUCUGGCAUCACAGACGCGUUAUUGUUGAGUGGUUGCAGGACUCCAGCAAAGAACUUAAAUUCACACAAGGUAUUUUAGUGUUUGAUGCGAAAAACUAUCAUGCUUGGCAGCAUCGACAGUGGGCCAUCAAAACAUUUGGGUUGUAUGAAGGGGAAUUGGAGUAUGUUGAUUCUUUACUUCGUGAUGAUAUAAGAAACAACUCAGCUUGGAACCAAAGAUAUUUCGUUAUCAACAACACUAUCGGCUUCGUCGAUGAUGUUGUCUCUAAGGAAGUGGAGUACGUUUUAGAGAAGAUCGAGACUGUGCCGCUCAAUGAGAGCGCUUGGAACUAUCUCAAGGGACUUUUGUUGCACGAUAAGGGAGGAUUGAGUAACAACGUGAAGGUGACGACGUUUUGCGAGGAUCUCUAUAUGAGUGGAAACCGCUCUCCGUUUCUGCUCGCUCUGAUUGUGGAUAUGUGUGAUGAGCGCAUUUCCAACAAAGCCGAGGAUGAUAAAUACAAUUUGAAGAGGGCUUCGGAAUUGUGCCAUGAACUUGCUACAACCGUGGAUCCGAUCCGCUGCAGAUAUUGGGAGUACAUGUCUACUACGAUUAGUAAAAAGGCGGGUUGUGAGAGCGGUGAAGAUGCUGAAGGUGGCGACGGCCCAGAGGAGGCUGCUGCUGCUGGAGCUUCGCACGACGUAUGAAUUAUGUUCGUUGUCUAAUUACGUUCUCCAACCUAAUAAAUGUUUUUACUUUGACUAUGCCAAAAAAAAAGAUACUGAAAUGAAAAUCAUAAGAUAUAUAUGUAUGUCAAUUCAUUCCUAGCCAGUGUUGCAUUUUCGAUGAUGAUGAUAAUGAUCAUUAUGAUGUAAAGUAAUCACGAUCGAUUUUAACAAUGACUCUGCAUGUCUUAUUUAUAAUUAUUUUAGUUUACUAUAAUUAUUCAACUGCCAAUGUCAAAAGCUUCUUGAUGUCUUUGUGAUUGAAUAUUAUAUAUAUAUUAUAUGAAUAAAUA
Molecule: messenger RNA, 1471 nt
Organism: Nicrophorus vespilloides
Lineage: Eukaryota; Metazoa; Arthropoda; Insecta; Coleoptera; Silphidae
Gene: Fnta
Product: protein farnesyltransferase/geranylgeranyltransferase type-1 subunit alpha
Exons: 4
Coding region: 114-1160 (348 amino acids)
Biological process (GO): protein farnesylation; protein geranylgeranylation
Cellular component (GO): protein farnesyltransferase complex; cytoplasm; CAAX-protein geranylgeranyltransferase complex
Molecular function (GO): protein farnesyltransferase activity; CAAX-protein geranylgeranyltransferase activity
Source: RefSeq, a predicted model, not a curated record